GACUCCAUAUAGAGUAAAAGACAUUUAAAACACCACUCCAUAUACUUUUCGCCAAUGUGCGACACAAAUCUCGCACAUUGGCGAAAAGCAUAAGCUAAAACCCCCAUUUCAACCAGAUCUGAAAAACGAAAAUCAAAACAAACCGAAAGUAUUUCUGAAAAAAAGUAAACAAACUACCAACACAUCCAAUCAAAGAGAAAACUGUAGAAUCAAAGAGAGACAAUGCCUCCAAAGAGAAGAGCUACGAGGGCAGCAGCAAAAGCAAAAGAAGCUGAACCGACUACGGAGGCAGAAACCACUGUGGAACAACCACCAGUGAAGAAGACUAGGAGAAAAACUAGAAGCAAGAGAAAUGGGGAGAGUGCAAAUAACUCAAUAGCUGACAGUGUAGCGUCCACCCCAAAGGCUUCUAAAACUGAUACAACGGCACCAAAAAAGACACCAGUCACUGAAUCAACCAAAGCUGAAUCUCCAAAGACAACCAGCCUUGAGAUUUCGAACGUCCCAACAGCUGAACAACCAUCAAAAACAGUAUCGAAGAAGCAAGAUGCAGAGAAGCCUUUGCUAUCUUUGAAAUCUCCAGUAAAGAGACCAUCUCAAUUGCAACCUUCUGUCUCACCAAGGAAACCAUCUACCACGAUUAAGAGCGAUUUGUUAGAUGCGAAAAAAGCAGAAGCAGUUAUCCAUAAGGCAUUCACAGCUAAGGACCUUCCGAAGCUUACCAGUGUCUUGAACGAUUUGAAAACAACAAGAGCAGAUCAAAUCUUCAACGAAUUCAAAGCAUCAGCAGAGAUACGUUUCAAGACGUCAGAUGAUUUAAUCUCAUCUUUGACCUCAAGAAAUAAACAAUUACAACAAGAGGUGACAUUGUUGAAAGAACGCCUCGAUCAACUGGAGAGCGGAACAACACAAGGACUGAAUGAGGAAGCUCAAUAUGAGAAUGAAUUGAUUUUGGAUAUGAUUGAACAGAUCGUCGGUUUAAGAUUACACCGUGUUGAAGAAACUGACGAUGCACUGUCUUUUGAUUGUUCUCAAUCAGGGAAGAAUGGAAUUUUGGAUUAUAAGCUUACAAUUUCAAAGGAGGAUUCUUCAGAUUUGAUCUAUACCCCAAUGAAUUCCGAAGAUGAAUCAUCAAAACUUUCCAAGUUCCUCCCAGAGUACUUCUUUGAUAAUUUGACAUUCCCAUUGGACACGCUCCAGCAGUUUUACCAAAAGAUCCACAGAGGUUUGAACAAAUGAGUUUAUGUAUAUUGUAUUCACAUAGACACAGUUAUUUUAAUUCCAGCGUACCAUCUUCCUUGAUGAUGAUUUUCUUUAAAAGUGAUUUCUUAUCAUCUUUUGUCAUCUUCUUCAAUGCCUUGUAGAGGUCCUUUCCUUUGUAUUCUUUCAAGGAAGGCUUUGUCACUUUGUCAGUCUUCGUAUUGUUCUUCUUUACUGAUUCCUCCGGCUCAUCCUUUUUCUGCUGUUGUGGUUGUUUUUGCUGUGCCUGCUGCUGAGGUUGCUUCUUUUUCGGUCUAUACAAAGCCUUUUGGUACUUUUCAUCCUCAGUUAUACACUGGGUAUGCUUUCUGUAAUCAGAACCGUUAAAAGUUGUAGAACAAUCAAUACAUGUGAAGUAAGCACCACGGCA
Molecule: messenger RNA, 1630 nt
Organism: Williopsis jadinii
Lineage: Eukaryota; Fungi; Ascomycota; Saccharomycetes; Phaffomycetales; Wickerhamomycetaceae
Gene: CSM1
Product: Csm1p
Exons: 3
Coding region: 223-1239 (338 amino acids)
Biological process (GO): homologous chromosome segregation; attachment of mitotic spindle microtubules to kinetochore; meiotic sister chromatid segregation
Cellular component (GO): nucleolus; chromosome, centromeric core domain; monopolin complex
Molecular function (GO): protein binding; microtubule site clamp
Source: RefSeq, a predicted model, not a curated record